AUGAGCGGAGGAGGCAACAUUAAGGUCGUUGUACGAUGUCGUCCGCUCAACUCAAGAGAACUCGCGCGAGGCGCGACAUGCUUAAUUAGGAUGGACGGAAAUCAGACGAUAUUAAGCAGACCUCCAGAUAUGAAAAUCGGGAAAGACACCGAAGAUCAGAAAGCAUUUACUUUUGACAAAUCAUAUUGGUCCGCCAAUAAAUCAGAUCCCGAUUACGCAGAUCAGCAAACAGUCUACAGUGACCUGGGCGUGGAGUUACUUAACCAUGCAUUUGACGGUUAUAAUUGUUGUAUUUUUGCAUAUGGUCAAACGGGUUCUGGCAAAUCCUAUUCCAUGAUGGGUUACGGUGAAGAUAAGGGUAUUAUUCCUCGAACGUGCUCCGAGUUAUUCAAUCGCAUUGCGCAAAAUCAAGACCCGAGUGUCACCUACCGCGUCGAAGUAUCCUACAUCGAAAUCUACAACGAGAAAGUUCGCGAUCUGCUGAAUCCAAAGAAUAAGGGAAAUCUAAAAGUUCGUGAACAUCCGAGCUUGGGUCCCUAUGUAGAAGAUCUUUCGCGACUUGUGGUGACCUCUUUUGAUGAUAUCAAUCACCUCAUGGAUGAAGGCAACAAGGCCAGAACCGUCGCUGCUACAAACAUGAACGAAACAUCUUCGCGAUCGCAUGCUGUUUUUACAUUGUUUCUUACCCAGAAACGUCUUGAUGAUUUGACCAAGCUCGAGACAGAAAAAGUCGCCAGAAUCAGUUUAGUGGAUUUAGCAGGAAGUGAACGCGCUAAUAGUACAGGUGCUACAGGUGCGCGGUUGAAAGAAGGAGCUAAUAUCAAUCGCUCCUUGACAACGCUCGGUAAAGUCAUUGCUGGUUUGGCCGAGCAAUCCAUGCAGGAAGGGAAAAAGGGCAAAAAAGCAAAGGACGUAUUCAUUCCUUAUCGUGACUCGAUCUUGACAUGGUUGUUGAAAGACUCCCUCGGUGGCAAUUCCAAGACGGCGAUGAUUGCAGCCAUUUCACCGGCAGACUAUGACGAAACACUCAGUACACUGCGUUAUGCCGAUCAGGCUAAAAAGAUUAAAAACAAGGCUGUGGUCAAUGAAGAUCCCAAUGCCAAGUUGAUUCGGCAUUUGAAAGACGAACUUGAGCUUUUGCGCGAACGCGCUCACACACCUUCGUCCAGCACGGUUCGGCAGCCAGCCGUAACGACUCAAGAUUUCGAAUUUACAGAUAGUACCGGCAAAACCAAGAAAAUGUCCAAGCAAGAGAUCGUCGAACAACUGCAGAGUUCUGAAAAGCUGCUUGCCAACUUGAACGAAACCUGGGAAGAAAAACUGAAAAGAACCGAGGAGAUCCAGAAGGAGCGUGAAAAAGCGCUCGCCGAAUUGGGGAUUGCUGUGCACAAGAACAAUGUCGGUAUUUACGCACCCAAGACUAUGCCUCAUCUGGUCAACUUGAACGAAGAUCCGCUCAUGUCCGAAUGCCUGAUGUAUCAAAUUAAACAAGGAAUUACCCGCGUUGGUCGGCAGGAAAGCCAAGUUCAGGCCGAUAUUCGUCUCAGUGGCACCAACAUUCAGGAUAAUCAUUGCUGGUUCGAAAACAUGAACGGCGCCGUCACCCUACAUCCCAACACGGAGUCGCUGACCAUGGUGAAUGGACGGCAGCUUACCGAACCUCGAAGACUGAAAAGCGGUUAUCGCAUUAUUUUGGGUGAUCAUCACAUCUUUCGCUUCAAUCACCCUGAAGAAGUUCGCCGAGAACGCGAUCUGCAAAAAGUGGCGGUGGAGCGAGCCAUGAGCAGUGCAUCGUUUUCUGCCGAUGAUGACGAACGUCCCGAUUCGCCCAGUGAACCGGGAACGCCAGUAGAAGUUAUGGAUUGGAAUUACGCUAUUUUGGAAGCGAUGCGCAAUCACUACGCUACGGAAGCCAAUAUUAGCGGUUUGGAAGACGAAAAGCUUGAAAAGUUGUACGACGAAAUCACACGCAUCCGUACAGCGCGACGUACGCGAUCCGAAAGCAGAACGGAUAACGAUGACGACGACGUAUCCACCAGGGACUCGCUUCGAAAUUCAUUCUCUGUCACCAUGCUUGAAGACGGGGCCGAGAGCGUUUAUACCGAAACCACAGCAGCGCACAGUGAACUGGAAGAAAAGCUCAAAGUCGAGAAAGAAAAGCUGCAGAAAAAACUGGAUAAUCAGAAACGAAUCUUUGAGGCACAGAUACACCGCAUGUCAAGACAAUUCUCACAGCAUCAGCAACAGGCACCGUCUGGCAAGCACAUCUCAGUGUACACGGAUGAACAACUCAGUUUGCUGCGGAAAGUAUGUCGCCAUUGGAAGUAUUUACGUUAUGCGGCAAUGGCCGAAACGAUCCUCAAAGAUGCCAUGAUGUUAAAAGAGGCCAACAUUAUCGCUCGUGAACUGGAAAAGGACGUGCUGUAUCAAUUUAUGGUGAUCGAAGAUGGGCAGUUUUCAAAACCACUCUCCAACUGGGAACCAACAUCGGCUCUGCACGCUUUUGAAACGGACGACGAUGCCACAUUGUUGGCGACCACGAAGCCUUGUGUCGGUGUUCGUGUCAUUGAUCGCAAACAUGAAGUCAUUUAUGUAUGGUCACUGGAAAAGAUGAAGCAACGGCUUUACAAGAUGCGCAAUCUCUACAACUUUAUCGACAGACCCAUGUAUAGAAAACAUUUCAACUGGGAAGACCCCUUUUUCGAAAGCCCAUGCCCAAAGUACACGUUUAUUGGAAGCGCCGCCAUCUGUAUGCGGAAUUUAGCUUUGCAACAACCGUAUGAAAGCAACGUCGAUAUCAUCUGUCGUUCAACGGGGCAAGUAAAAGGCGCCAUCCGUGUACUGGUUUCGCCCGUCGCCUGUUCCGUGGCCAUCAAAGGGCCAGAAGCAAGGCAGCCAUUAUCGGACGGUGAAUCAGACCAGUCGGCCGAUGAAUACAUCUCCCUGAAAAUAGGCCAGCAGCUACUUUUCGAAGUGCGUAUACACCAAAUUUCGGGUCUCAGUGAAGACCAUUAUACAGAUGUUCACACGCAAUUUCGACUGUCUUCGUUGGGCGCUGUUUCCAUUGGAUCAUCAAACGAGCGAGUUUGGGCCACGGAGCCUGUGCGCGGUUUCGGCAAAGGCCCGAUUGAACUCGACUACAGCCAAAUGAUUUCCAUAGUGAUCACACGCGACGUGCUGGAAGUUUUAUUACAUGACAUGAUACGCUUCGAAGUGUACGGCAUAUCCAAGCCGACAGUUUUAGCGCACUAUGAACGAUGGGACGAUCAGCAUGAGCAACCAAAGUUGGGCGAUUCCAUGCCUGCCAAUCAACCGUUGGUCAACGGUUUUGCGAAUGACCAAAUAUCGAUUCAUUCCAAACAAAGUGGGCAAGGAUCUUUAGAGCGACGAUCGGAGGAGGAAUUUCUGGCUGCUGAGCGCCACGAUAUUAUAGUAUGGAUCCAGCUUGAAGAAUUGGCCUUGAAUGGCAAUUAUACCCCUGUGCAAGCUGUGGUUCAUAAUCCUUUAGAUCGUGGUGUCUUUCCUUUACGGCAAGGGUUGCAACGUCGCAUCCGACUCGUAUUAUCCCAUACCUCUGGACAUCAACUGGAAUGGAGUCGAAUAUCCAAAAUUUCCAUUGGCCGUGUGCGACUUUUGGAUGGCAAAGGCCGAAUUAUCGAAUCCUCUGCCCAAGAACGUAUUCCCAUCAAGCUGCUUUCAAAUCAACAGGUGGUUUAUCAUACGGAUGGUACCAGCCAGCUAUCAACCCAGGGCGCUUGGGACAGCUCGCAACACGAGUGUCCUUUUUUGAAUCGAAUUACCGAGGCGAACGGUCGCAUCUUACUAAAUCUAGCAUGGUGGGUGGAAACGACGAAAUGUGACAAGCCGAUGCCGUUUAACAUGGAUAUUGCUGUGCAAAUCCACGGUCGUACUACUUCUGGAAAGUUCAGUUUCCGCAAGCUCUUGUAUCCCAACAAAAGAUUACCCAAAUGCACGGGUGUAUUCGUGGUGAACCUGCGUCCACCGAUGACAAAGCGCCUCAGUCAACUGUGGCGACUCAAUACGGCCGGCAAAUAUGUGCGAGGAGAAGAGUUUUUGGGGUCCUGGCGACCGCGCGGAGUCUCUCUUAUCAAUGACCAUAAACAGCUACAGCAACAACUUGCACGUAAAGAAGACGUGACCGCUACCAUACAGGUAUUGGCACUCGCCAACACCAACAGUGCCAUCAUACAGUCCAGUACCAAAGAUCCUCAAGCAUUAGCACGAAAAACACUGGAUCUCUGGACACGCCGUUAUGGCAUUUCUGAUGAGAUUGUUUUUAGUCAGGAUCCUCCGGUAGAAGUGCAAGAGAUACCCGUUCGAUCAGAAUACCAAUCGAGUGAUAAACUAUUGCCUGAUGUCAAGUUGGUAACACCAACCAACGAUGUGUCAAAGAAAGGCUAUUUGCUUUAUCAAAAGGACGCCCUGGAAGAUACCUGGGUUAAACGAUGGUUUGUCAUACGAAGACCCUACAUAUAUAUUUAUGCGGAUGCAUCGGAAACCGACAACCAAGGGAUUAUCAAUGUAUCGUCGGUACGAAUAGAUUAUAAUCGAGCAUUAGAGCAAAUGAUUCAGCGCACGCAUGUAUUUGCACUAUAUACCAGCAACAACGCAUAUACUCUUCAGACAAGCUCACGGGAGGAUAUGAUUGGAUGGAUUUCAAAAAUCGAUCAAAAGUUCCCCAUUGAGCGUCUGUAUGAGGAAGAAAUGAAUUCAUGA
Radiomyces spectabilis is the source of this 4737-nucleotide messenger RNA. RefSeq lists its product as uncharacterized. Gene Ontology annotation, molecular function: microtubule binding; ATP binding; microtubule motor activity. Bases 1 to 4737 code for a protein of 1578 amino acids. The transcript has 12 exons. NCBI's taxonomy places the organism in Eukaryota, Fungi, Mucoromycota, Mucoromycetes, Mucorales, Radiomycetaceae. Gene Ontology annotation, biological process: microtubule-based movement. The record is from RefSeq and is a predicted model, not a curated record.